Molecule: messenger RNA, 1893 nt
Organism: Colossoma macropomum (tambaqui)
Lineage: Eukaryota; Metazoa; Chordata; Actinopteri; Characiformes; Serrasalmidae
Gene: wee2
Product: WEE2 oocyte meiosis inhibiting kinase
Exons: 12
Coding region: 97-1737 (546 amino acids)
Biological process (GO): mitotic cell cycle; regulation of meiosis I; protein phosphorylation
Cellular component (GO): nucleus
Molecular function (GO): ATP binding; non-membrane spanning protein tyrosine kinase activity; magnesium ion binding
Source: RefSeq, a predicted model, not a curated record
UGGACGGGCCUAUCUAAAGGGGAGCAGGCUGGAGGCUAUUUAGCGAAAUCUGGGCCUGAAGCGUGGCGGUGGCUCAGGUUGCCUGGGUGGUCGAGGAUGGCUGCUGUGAAUGAGAAUGCAAUCCAGCAACAUUUGAAUUUCUCAAGCUGUGGGGAGGAGGACAGCAGUGACAGUAGUGUGGAAGACUGGGCACCAGUAAGUGUAACACUAAGAAGCCCCUCCUCUGCCUGCCGGACCCCCAGAGUGCAGCGCCACCGUGCCAGGAGUGUCACAGUCUCCCCAUCCGCACCCACCUCACCCAUACCUUACUCAGCUUGGAGGAAACUCCGGCUCUGUGACUCCCCCAGUACUCCUAAGAGUCUACUGUCUAAGUCAACCUUGCCCUACUCGAGCAGCAAGCCCUGUCGUAGCCAGAGGGUCCUGUGUCUGCCCAAUGCCCCUGACCGUGUACCUGCCGUCAACAUUAACCCUUUCACUCCAGACACGGUGAGGAGGAACAGCGAACACUGCAAGAGGAAGAGCUGCAGGAGUGACGGUGAUGAUGAGGACGAUGGACGCAGGUCAAAAGAAACUCAGACCUCAUCUGAGGAUGAAAGCUGUUUCCUCCCAUCAAAGAGGCCAGCAGUGCCGGCCCUCAUGCUGUCACGCUAUGAGAGUGAGUUUCUGGAGUUGGGCCGGAUCGGCGUGGGCGAGUUUGGUGCCGUGUACCGCUGUGUGAAGAGGCUGGAUGGCUGCAUGUAUGCCAUCAAACGCUUACGCAGGCCGCUCGCAGGCUCCGCCAAUGAGCAGCUGGCCUUAAAGGAGGUAUAUGCCCAUGCUGUGCUGGGACAUCACCCACAUGUUGUGCGCUACUACUCGGCUUGGGCUGAGGAUGACCACAUGAUCAUUCAGAAUGAGUACUGUGAUGGUGGGAGCCUCCUUGAUGUCUUGACUGAGAAGGAAGAGCAAGGAGAGUUCUUUCGGGAGCCAGAGCUGAGAGAUCUGCUCCUUCAGGUCUCAAUGGGGCUCAAAUACAUCCACAGCUCUGGCUUAGUGCAUCUAGACAUCAAACCCAGUAAUAUAUUCAUCUGCCAUCGGCCCAGCUCCAGCACUGGAGGAGCAGGAGACAGUGAAGAGGAAGAUGAUGCAUACCCUUCGUCAGGGGUGGUCUAUAAAAUUGGUGACCUGGGUCAUGUGACCUCCAUCUCCAGUCCUCAGGUGGAGGAGGGGGACAGCCGCUUCCUGGCCUGUGAAAUUCUGCGUGAGGACUACAGUCAUCUACCCAAGGCAGAUAUCUUUGCACUGGGUCUGACGGUGCUGUUAGCAGCAGGAGCUCCACCGUUGCCACAGAAUGGAGAUGAAUGGCACAGUCUCAGGCAGGCUCAGUUACCCAGCCUGCCCCAGGAGUUAACGCCACCCUUAAGAAAUCUUACCCAGAUGAUGUUGGACCCUGAUCCUGCUGUGAGGCCGUCUGCGUCUGCAUUGUGCAGGCACCCGGUGCUGCGCAGAGAAAGGGCUGGAAAACUGGCCACACAGCUACGCAGAGAGCUCAACGUUGAGAAAUUCAGAACAGCCAUGCUGGAAAGGGAACUCCAAGAGGCUCGAUUAGCCGCUACCUCGCCUCAGCAGACCCCGCUGUCCACAGGACAGGCCACCUCCGGGGGAAGCUCGGGCUCAGGCUCUCUUUCUAGACCAGGCCGGAGGCUGGUGGGACGAAAUGUGGCUCGCUCCAUGAGUUUUGGUUGCCUGGGGCACUGAUCUUUGCUUCUGGUGGACUGAUGUCUCACACCCUGUGUGUGAACUUAAGUAACAGAACAUGGGGCAUUUCAUUUCAGUGAAAAGUGGGCGUUUUUUUUAAUUGACUUGAAACUCUUUUAUCUGUGUAAAUAAAGAUUUUAAAUGUUACUAAGUGUG